Ipomoea nil (Japanese morning glory) is the source of this 660-nucleotide messenger RNA. RefSeq names its product thioredoxin-like protein CXXS1. The transcript has 3 exons. NCBI's taxonomy places the organism in Eukaryota, Viridiplantae, Streptophyta, Magnoliopsida, Solanales, Convolvulaceae. Bases 132 to 500 code for a protein of 122 amino acids. The record is from RefSeq and is a predicted model, not a curated record.
AUUAAUGUCGUCACUCGCUAUAUUCUUCACAUGUUUAAUUUCUUUAGCUAGCUUUCAGAUCAGACAUCCUAUAAAACACUCGAUCCUAGUAAUUCACAAUCCCAACCUGCUACUCAUACAAAUUAAAGGAGAUGGAGUUUGAGGAGGGCCAAAAACGACGCGAAGUCAUCAAAAUAGAAUCCAAACAAACCUGGGAUACCUUUCUGUAUCAUGCCAAAAAUCAAUCCCGUCCAAUUGUGAUACAUUUUACAGCUUCUUGGUGCAUACCUUCAGUAGCCAUGACUCCUGUUUUAGCAGAACUAGCCUUGAGCUACCAAAACAUCCUCUUUCUCUCUGUGGAUGUAGAUGAGGUCAAGGAGGUAGCGGCUAAGAUGGAAAUCAAGGCCAUGCCGACCUUCAUGUUUAUGAGGGAUGGAGUUGAGGUGGAUAAGCUUGUGGGAGCUAAUCCAGAGGAAAUCAAAAAGAGAAUUGCUGCAUUCAUCAUCAACCCUACUACUUAGUUCAUAAUUAAUUUUAACACAUUUUGUACAUACCUAGUUUAUUUAUGCAUGGUUUUAUGUUAGGAUGAUCAUCAUAACAUUGUGCUGAUUAUAUAUAAAUCCUUUUGAUUGUAAAGUAUAGUUUAAUGUAAUUGAUUAUUGAGGAUAUUAAUAUUUGUUA